This is a messenger RNA of Myotis lucifugus (little brown bat), 2784 nucleotides long. RefSeq names its product protein Daple-like. Gene Ontology annotation, biological process: cytoplasmic microtubule organization; cytoskeleton-dependent intracellular transport. The record is from RefSeq and is a predicted model, not a curated record. Gene Ontology annotation, cellular component: centrosome; cytoplasm. Gene Ontology annotation, molecular function: microtubule binding; dynein light intermediate chain binding. Bases 1 to 2784 code for a protein of 927 amino acids. The transcript is spliced from 21 exons. NCBI's taxonomy places the organism in Eukaryota, Metazoa, Chordata, Mammalia, Chiroptera, Vespertilionidae.
AUGGACGGUGGACACAGCCUCAGGAUAGACGUGACUGUCCGUGAGCUCAUGGAGCUCUUUCUACAGAGUCCGCUGGUGGCGGGGGUGACCCGCCACCAGGAGAGCCUGUUGGACCUGCAGUGGUUGGAGGUCCCAGACAUGGCCCUGGAGGAGGUGGAGUACCUCUCCAGCAGCAUGAUCUGUCGCCUCAGGAGGGUCUUAAUUGAGCAAGACCAUUGCAGGAAGCUGGUCGUGACCAUGACCCAGGAGUGGAACACCAGCAUCCGCCCCAGCGAGGACAUGCAGCACCUGGCCGUGGAGCUGGCGGACACCAAGGCCACGCUGAGCGGCGUCAGGCAGGAGCUGGAGGAGAAGACGAAACAGCUGUCGGACACCAGGCAUCAGUUGUACCAGCUGGUGCUGGAGCUGCAGGAGGCCCGGCACAAUAACAUGGAGCUGGUAGCCAGUGCCCAGGCUACCUGUCCCCCCCUCCCUGAGCUGGACUCCCUGAGGGAGAAGGCAAGGCACGUGAAGAGGCUGGAGAUGGAGGCGAUGGGCCUCAGGCAGAAGGAGAAAGACAUAGACUUCUAUGCAUGUCCGGCCAUGCUCACCGCAUCUCUGUGUGGAGACUUGGGCACCAUGACUCAGGUGCGGACUGGAGACGAUUAUUCAGUGGACACAAAGGGCCACCUCCAGGAGCAUUGGAUUUGGUAUUGGAUUGAUAAGCUAUUCGAGCGGGAGGAGGAGAAUGUGCAGCUGAAAUUGAAGCUGCACCACCUACAAUUGGACCGGGACACAGACCAGAAGUGCCUUGAGGAGCUGCGGGAAGAGAACAUGGCCCUUAAGACUGCACAGGGGCAGAGUGUGGAGGAGUCCGCCCACCUGCGUUGGGAGCUGGAGCAGCUGUCAGAGGAAGCUGAGGCUGAGGCCCCUGGAAUAUGGGCUCUGACUCCACUUUGCUCUUCAGCCUCCAGCUGCUUCCUGAAGCUGGACCAGGAGAAGCAGAGCCUCCAGGGCACCAUCCAGGGUCUGCCGGAAGCCUCCCUGGCCCGGCAGGAGAGCAGCCUCCAGCGCCGGGAGCUGGAGGAGGAGAACCAGCAGCUCAGAAAGCAGAUUGAAGACUUGCGAGUCCAGAUGGAAAGAGAAAAGCAGACCAGCCAGGAUCUGGAGAUCCUCAGUGAGGAGCUGAUGGAGGAGAGAGAACAGCUGCUCUGUGACAUAGAGACCCUGAAGGCUGAGAGAGCCCAGGAGAUUGAAGACUUGCGAGUCCAGAUGGAAAGAGAAAAGCAGACCAGCCAGGAUCUGGAGAUCCUCAGUGAGGAGCUGGUGGAGGAGAGAGAACAGCUGCUCCGUGACAUAGAGACCCUGAAGGCUGAGAAAGCCCAGGAGUUCAAGGAUCUGAAAAAACUGGUGCAUUCACUGCGGGAUAGUUCACAGACCAGCAGCAAGGCCCGCAUGAAGGGCAGGAAGACUGAGCAAAAAGUCCUCCUCCAGACGGUGACGGACACCAAAAGGAAAGUGACCAUGAUGGAGUGGGAGCGGCGGCAGCUGUGCCGGGACCUGGAGCAGGUGAAGGCGCAGGCGGCGCAGGCACAGGAGCUGGAGCACAUGAAGGAGCUGCAUCGGCUGCAGGAGGAGAACGAGAAGCUGGCCAUGGAGGUCAGCGCCCUGACGACGGCCCCUGAGAGGGUCCACGCCCUGGAGUGGGAAAGCCAGGACCUGUUGCUGGAGAACCAGAGGCUGCAGACGUCUCUGGACACCCUGCAGCCUGAGGGUCUGGAGCGGGACAAGCAGCUGGACACCAGGGUGGAAAAUUCCACUCUGUGCCCCCAGAGCGCCUCGCUCACUGCGCUCAUAGAGAAGAACACGCAGCUCCAGCACCAGCAACUGGCGGCAGCCCACGAGGCCCUGCAGCGGGAACACGCGUGCCUGGGCGCGCUCCAUGAGCACCUGUCUGGGGAACAUGAGGCCCUCAUGGAUGAGUACAGCCGCCAGAAGACACUGCUGCGACGGACCCUGGAGCUGGAGAGCAAGGUGCUCAGUGACAGAUACAAGGACCAGCUCCAACAUAAGGCGGCGCUGGAGCAGCUGGGGACGCUCUUGACCACCGAGCGGGAGGCUCUGCAGCAGGAGCAGAGGACCAGCGCCAUGGCCACCGAGGAGAACCAGAGGCUGCAGGGAGAGCUGGACAGUUAUGAUGCUGAUGACUGUUGGGCAGGGGCACCUGCAUCCUCUAACACCAGCAAUCCUUGCAACUGGCUCAGGGAGGAGCUCCAGAGCAGGGACAUCUCGCUGACCGAGCUGGGCAACCACUGCCAGCUGCUCUCCCACCUCAAGGGCAACUUGGAGGGAGAAAACCGUCACCUACAGAGCCAAAACCAAAGGUUGAAAGAGCAGAACAAGAGGCUUCUCCAGGAGGACGUGGAGAACAAGGACCAGCACCAGGAGCAGCAGCGGCAGUACGUAGAAAAAUUAAAUGCCUUACAGAGACAAAAUGAAACACUGGAAGAAAAAAGCAUGGCUCAGCGCAAGUUCCAUGAUCCAGCGCCAAAGAAGAAAAAGCACUGGAUUGGAGUCAAAGCCUUAGUCAAACUCAUCAAACUAAAGAAAGGGGGUUCCAGAGAACGACGAAAGUCAACCUCAGAGAGUCCUCCCUGGCCACUGGGGUCCUCAGACCAGGCCUCGCCCAGUACUUCUCAGCCUCUUCAAUCUCAGCUGGAGCCCCUCCAGGCCACCCCAUGCUGCUCAAAGGGGUCAGAAGAGCAAGACACCCGCAGAGGGCCCAAGGAUAAAGGUCUACAAUAG